Messenger RNA from Achroia grisella, 716 nucleotides. Its product is annotated as lysozyme-like. The record is from RefSeq and is a predicted model, not a curated record. Bases 248 to 691 code for a protein of 147 amino acids. NCBI's taxonomy places the organism in Eukaryota, Metazoa, Arthropoda, Insecta, Lepidoptera, Pyralidae. The transcript has 4 exons. Gene Ontology annotation, molecular function: lysozyme activity.
GUUAUGAACACUUUACAACAUAGUUUUUACCUAAAGUUUUUUUACUUGUGUUUCGUCGAAUUUGUAUAGAAUUAUAGAGGUACAAAGUCAGUUAAGCAAGCAGCAUCCGUGUCGUAUAGACUACUAUUAAUCGGUGAAGAGUUCAAAUAAUAUAUAACAAUGUGGGAGAGGCUAGUGUUGGAGAGGCUGUGUUUGUGAAGGAGAUAAGUAGGUAGUGAAGUGAUCAAUAAAAAGUGAUUAUUGCAAAAUGUAUCUGAAAUAUUUUAUUUGUGUUUUGUUUACUAUAUAUACUGUUUUCGGAGUGCAUGUCUCCAAUCUCAGUGGCUCCUGUAUACGAUGUCUCUGCCAUGUGGCCGGCUGUGACAUGUCCCACGGGUGCUCUGGAGGGUACUGCGGUCCCUUCUACAUCUCCAAACUGUACUGGAUCGACGCCGGCAAGCCAACAUUGGCUAAUGAUGAUCCCGAGCGUGAUGAAGCGUUCGAAGACUGUGCGAGAGACUACUUCUGUUCCAUCAGAGUCAUUGAAAGCUACAUGGCGAAGUACGGAAAAGAUUGCAACAAUGACGGGGUGACUAAUUGCUUCGACUUCAUGAUGAUUAAUUACCAUGGAGGGCGCGCGUGCUCCGACCCCCUCUUCCUCAGCCCACAAGGGUUGCGAUGGCUUGCCAAAUUCGAGGAGUGUCGUUUCUAGAUUAAACCUUUGGGGGAAAUGCUGU